This is a messenger RNA of Manduca sexta (tobacco hornworm), 2253 nucleotides long. RefSeq names its product zinc finger protein 260. Gene Ontology annotation, cellular component: nucleus. Gene Ontology annotation, molecular function: zinc ion binding. The record is from RefSeq and is a predicted model, not a curated record. The transcript is spliced from 15 exons. Bases 120 to 2171 code for a protein of 683 amino acids. Lineage: Eukaryota; Metazoa; Arthropoda; Insecta; Lepidoptera; Sphingidae.
UCGAGUCACAUCUCUAUUAGGUGGUUAGAAAAAAAAAUAACAGAUACCGUAUGGCGUCAGAUUUUUGGGCGUCAGAAUAAUAAUCUUCUAUUACUGGCGUCAAAGAACUAAAUAGCAUUAUGUGCUCUGCCAUAUAUACACAGGAAAUAAAGAUUGAAAAACUGUGUCGAACAUGUUUAUCAAAAGAAAGCGAAUUACAUUCUUUGUUUGAUGUAUUUGUCGAUAAUGUCACUCUUGAUUGUAUAGUUACCGCAGUUACUGGAAUUAAGAUUCGAAAGGGCGAUGGACUGCCUUCAACAAUAUGCUGUGAAUGUAGGGAUAAAGCUGAAAAAGCAUAUUACUUUAGGACAAAAUCACAUGAGGCUGAUACAUCGUUAAAAGAAUUCUUCAAGAAAGAUAAAUUUGAACAUGUCAUCCACAGCAAAGUGUCUCUAAAGCCUAUUACUACCAGUGUAAAAAUAGAACAUUUAACAGCAAAUGAUGCAGAUGAUUUUUCUGAUAGUGAAUUUCACGUACCGAUCGAAAAUGGCCCAGACGACUUGACAGAUUUAAGUUUAGAACCAGUAAAAGAUGAAAGAGCUCAAGAAAAUUCUUCAUUUUUUGAAUGUAAAAAUUGUUUAAUAGUUUUUGAAACUCAAGAAAAACUGCAGGACCAUAAUAGGAAAAAGUGUAUAAAAGUUGAAAUUGAAGAUACCAAUGGCACCUACUGUCCACUUUGUGGAACUUGUUAUGAUGGAGUCGAAAACCUAUCAAAACAUUUGUGGGAGUAUCAUGCUGAAGUCAUGGGUCCAAAAAAGCGAGGGAGACCUAAGAAAAUGCUGACAAGUACAAUAUUGGACAAGCUAUCAGAAAACGGAUUUUAUAUUACUACUGUCCCUGUGAAAAAAUAUGAUUGUUCUUUUUGUACAGAGCAAUGUUACACCAAAGAAGAAUUAGAAAAUCAUGUGUUGAAACACAAAGAUAUGAAAGUAUUGUGUUGUAUUACAUGUAAGAAAAUGUUUUUAAAACGGCAAAGCUUUGAAGAACAUGUUUGCUCUGAAGAUAAAACUGACAACAAACAAAAUCAUGAAGAUGUGUCCGAUUUGCAAACCGCUAAAAAUAAAAUAUUAAAUUAUCUCACUGAGAUGUCAUUGCAAGAACUUUUGGAACCUAAUUGUGAUGUGGAGAAUUUCAAUUUCCUAAAAGUGUGCAGCGCGUGCAGCGCCGUAUUUUUGUCAGAAGAGGAUCUCAUCAACCACCACGACGGGGAACAUCCCGAAUUAUCGCUUCGUUGCAAUCUCUGUACUAAGGUAUUCGCAACUGUAAAGUCAGCAGCACGACAUAGGACUAUUUGUAAACAAGUUGAAAGGAAUCAUAAAUGUAGCACCUGUGGUCUCAAAUUUGCUUACGAGAUAUCUCUUAACAAACACAUUCUAAGAUAUCACCAAGGUCAGAGCGUGUCCAUCACAUUUACGGAUUCCAUAGCGAAGCAGGAGGAAGAUAAACAAUACCAGUGCGAUACGUGCAAUAGAUAUUUCUUUAGAAAAGAAUUGCUCGCCAAACAUGCAAAAAUUCAUAUGCCCAAUCAAAAAUAUUUCCAGUGCGAUAUAUGUGAAAAGAAAUUUACAAGAAAAGAUAAUUUAAGGUCACACAAGCGCAUCCAUGACCCACACAGAGAGAAAGGUCCAACGAACACUUGUUUAUGUCUAUACUGCGGUCGUAGUUUCUCGAAUUCGUCCAAUCUUAUUGUCCAUAUGCGUCGUCACACUGGCGAAAAACCAUAUAAGUGCGACUUUUGUGGCAAAGGUUUUCCAAGAUCGUCUGAUCUUCAGUGCCACAGACGCUCACAUACUGGCGAGAAGCCAUGCAUUUGUCGAGUUUGCGGAAAAGGUUUCUCGCGUAGCAAUAAGCUGACACGGCACAUGCGCGUGCACACAGGCGUGCGCCCGUACAAGUGUACGUAUUGCGAAAAGGCGUUCUCACAGAGCAAUGAUCUCACGCUGCAUAUCCGUCGACACACCGGCGAUCGGCCCUACAUAUGUGAAGUGUGCGGAGAUAGAUUCAUUCAGGGUACUGCGCUACAGAAUCAUCGACGUGCCCACGGUCAUUUUCCAACCGCUGCAGCCGAGGUAGACCCCCAGGCUCAAGGUCUACAGUACUCAGUUCAAAAUAUAGCUCAGAAUAGUCAUUAACAAUUAUGAGUAGAUUAUUAUCAAUAUUAAUUUAAAGUUGUAUGAGUAGAUCAGAAUGUAAUAAAGUAUAUUAAACACAGUA